CCUCCUUUUCUCUCCUCCUAUGGCUAUGUCUAUGCCUAUGGCUAUGGCGUCUGCACCUAUCAAUCCCUAUAUAUACACAUCUCUCUCUAUCUAUACCCUCUCUAUUUAUCUGUGUCUGUAUGCAUAGCAACCUCUGAACCACCACUGACGUGCUUCUCACUCAUCAUCAUCUUUCAAUUCCAUGGUUGAGGAAGGAUAUUAUUGAUUAUUCAUAACGCAGCACAUUCGCACACCGGCGGCGGAAGAGGAAGGAGAGGUAAAGAGAUCGGCGGCUAAUGGAGGAGGAAGGCAGGAUUUCGAGGUUCAAAAGGAUUUGCGUUUUCUGUGGUAGUAGUUCAGGGAAGAAGCCUAGCUAUCAGGAGGCCGCGGUUGAACUCGGCAGAGAACUGGUGGAGAGAGGGAUUGAUUUGGUCUAUGGAGGUGGAAGCGUGGGUCUAAUGGGUCUUGUUUCUCAGGCAGUUCAUGAUGGCGGGCGCCAUGUUCUAGGGGUUAUUCCAAGAACUCUUAUGCCUCGAGAGAUUACAGGCCAAACUAUCGGAGAAGUGCGCCCUGUGUCGGAUAUGCACCAAAGGAAGGCUGAAAUGGCUAGACAGGCUGAUGCAUUCAUUGCACUUCCGGGUGGUUACGGCACACUCGAAGAGUUGCUUGAAGUUAUCACAUGGGCUCAGCUCGGAAUCCACUGUAAACCGGUGGGGCUGUUGAAUGUAGAGGGUUUCUACAACUCAUUGCUAUCGUUCAUCGAUAAGGCCGUGGAUGAAGGCUUCAUUUCCCCGACUGCUCGUCGCAUCAUCAUCUCCGCACCCACCGCGAAGCAGCUCGUCCGAGAGCUCGAGGAAUAUGUUCCGGAGUACGAUGAAAUAACAUCGAAAUUGAUAUGGGAAGAGGUGGAAAGAAUAAAUUAUGGUGCCGAAUCUGCAGGUGUUCCUACAUCAUAAUAAUAAAUAAAUAAAUAAAAUAUAAUAAUAAUAAUAGUAUAUAUAUAUAUAAGGUGAUGAAGUUUAGUAGUAGUAUUGAGUGCUUACUACUAGUGUUAAUGGUUUUUUUGGGGGGGUUUGGUAGUUAUAUACGUAUUUCCUUUCCUUCCUUUCUGGUCAGUAUAUACACCAAACCCCUUUUACUCCUUCCUUUCAUCUAUUAUUAUUAUUAUUAUUAUUAUAUUUCAACGACCAACAACUGAAAAAUCAAAUAUAAAAUCAAAUAUAUAUAUAUAUAUAUAAUAGAGAUUGAUGAUAAUGAUGAUGCACAGGAACUUUUUGUUUAUUUGAUGCUAGGUAGGUAGGUAGGGAGGGGUAAGUAGCUAUGCUAUAACGAUAGCUGUUGUACUCAAUACUGAU
Molecule: messenger RNA, 1334 nt
Organism: Andrographis paniculata
Lineage: Eukaryota; Viridiplantae; Streptophyta; Magnoliopsida; Lamiales; Acanthaceae
Product: cytokinin riboside 5'-monophosphate phosphoribohydrolase LOG7-like
Exons: 7
Coding region: 276-935 (219 amino acids)
Biological process (GO): cytokinin biosynthetic process
Cellular component (GO): nucleus; cytosol
Molecular function (GO): hydrolase activity, hydrolyzing N-glycosyl compounds
Source: RefSeq, a predicted model, not a curated record